UGCCUGCGAUACGCUCGUGCACGUUCCCGCAGGCAUGGCGUGUGCUACCUAAACUACGAAAAUAUUACUGCCGGAGUGGUUGCGCUCGGUUACCGUCGCGGCAGUUGUGGCUGCGUAAAAUUUACGCGAAAUGUCUGCCUAUUAUACGUGACACAAAGUGAGCGUCGCGUUUGUGUGGUCGCUUUCCUUGGCACGCGUUGGAAAUGCGAGACGGAGGCGCAGCGACGCCUGCCGAUUCCUAGCGUCAUGGCAACUGCUGCAUGUUACAGCUCGCUCUUCGCACAGUACGCGUAGGCAAAGUUGAGCGCUAGUCCCGAUAUCAAUCUUACGAAUACCACCGACAUGACCUCUUACAUCUAAAGUGACCUCAAACAUGCAUGUCUUCAUACAUAAACUAGACUGCACGCCGAGGGACGUGUCAAGUCUUGUUCCGCUUGUUACAAGGGUCAACAUUGAUUCGCUUUACCAACUCUCGUAAUGUAGCGCUUCGGUUGUUAUGUUAUGCAGGAAGUGGGACAUAAGUUGCGCUGUCAGUAUUGACACGUCUCACUAUGACCGAAAUAGUUUGCCAACUCGGCGCCGAGUUCCUCGAGUUCACAAACGGACAAUCACCCGCUGCGGCGGCUGUAAAACGGUAGUGCAUGCAAAACUGUCGCACAGCAUCGAUUGCGCAAGACAGUUCUGACACAGUUAACUCUCGCACGCUGCCGUCGUGGCCUCUGUGACACUGUGAGCCUUAUCUGAUGGCGCGCGCGCCUUUCUCGUUCUCACCUGAAGGAGCAGUGCCCGGCCGAUAAUUGCGGCGAAAAGCGGUGGGCGCGCGAGGAGCAGCGGAGCGUUGUGGUGCCUGCGUGCAACACACGCUCGCCUCUUGCAAUGACUAGCGCUCAUUGUAAUUUACGACGUCCACAGCUGCGCUGCCCAUAAAUCGCAGUACUGCGCACUCGCGCGCCUGUCGCUUCGGUCGGGCGCGCACCGCGCCAGCCCGUCUCGAGUCACGAUACCGUGAAAAGAGCGGCCACAACCUGCAAUGCGGCCCCCCUCGGCUUUAUGUGCUUUAUAGCGCCUGCGCGCGCGUUGUGCACGCAGCCAUGGCGCAGGUUGCUUGCGUCUUCGGCGGCACUCGCGGAAUCGGAAUCGCCGUGGCGCAGCGCUUCCUGAGGGCGGGCAGCCCCGUGGCCGUCUUCUCUCGGGACCAGAAGAACGUCGAAGAGGCCCUAAAAGAACUAGCAUCGGAACCCGGCGUUGUGCAUGGACGCAAAUGUGACGUCCGCAAUGAAGCGAGCGUGAGAGAGGCCCUGGCUUGGACAGAAGAGCAGGUCGGUCCUGUGCACUACCUCGUGACGGCAGCUGGCAUUGGCCUUGAUCGCCUGCUUGCCCAAACAAGCGAGGCCGACAUCCGGAAUCUUCUUGACACCAAUGUCAUUGGCACACUGUUCUGCGCCAAAGCGGCCUUGAAGGCGGGAAUGCUGCGCCGCCGAGAGGGCUCCAUUGUCAAUGUGGGCAGCGUCGUCGGUGAACGAGGCAAUGUUGGCCAAACUGUCUAUUCUGCCAGCAAGGCUGCCCUAGUGGGCCUGACUCGCUCGUUGGCCAAAGAAGUUGCCUCUCGGAACAUCAGAGUCAACAUGGUUCAGCCAGGUUUCAUAGACACUGGCAUGACUCGCGCGGAACACUUGCAAGCAGUGGUGGGCCGCAUCCCCUUGCAGCGGGCUGGCCGUGCCGAGGAAGUGGCACGUGCGGUGCAUUUUUUGGCAAGCAGCAGCUACAUGACGGGGCAGGUACUGCCCGUGGACGGGGGCCUCAGGUUGGCCAUGUGAAGAGCGCAAUUAAAACCGCUCAGGCGCACGGGGCGGUCCCGGCACGCACCAGGGCCGCCCAGGACAGGCCAUGGGACAGCACCAGGGGAAGCAAGAGUUCGGCCCCUUCCCAGGGCCAGGGCUUGCCGACGUUCGGGCAGCAGCGCAUCGCCGGGCAUGGGCUGGUUGCCCACACGGCUGCGCAAACACAGGAGGAACGCAGAGAUGUGACCCAUCCGGUCCUGGAGUUCGAGUUCGCCAACUUUCCUGAGAGAACAGAAUAUGCAGCAGUGCAUGGAUGAAGCACUUUCACCUGACUGCUGUUUCAUAUCAUUUACUUACAUCGUUGGUCCCCAUGGUUUGGGUUGAUACAGACUUAGUAUUAGCGCAAGCUAGAAUGUGAUAGAAAAAUGAACGAGGAACCUUAAUAUGGUAGCUAAUGUGACGCAUCCAUUGUUUAUGCUCACAUUUGUGGAUAAAUACAUUGUGGAAAGAGUUCUUGCCAUGCCAUUCAGUGCACGUCAUGGAGAUUGAAGCAUGAGGAACAUACAAAGGUUCACAUUUAUACCGCGCAGGAAAAGAGAAAGAAAAAAGUAUGUUGUGAAUGCAGUACAAUGUACUGUGUUCACAAGAAUGUAGGUACUAUGAAAAUUGGUGUUGUCUGCUGCUAAGGCAAGGGACUAAAUGGAUUUUCAGAGUGACGUAAUAUAUUACCAGGUGGAAAAUUUUAUUGUGCUAUUGUUUUUUGAAAGAAUGAAUAUUAAAACGGUUUACAGUU
Molecule: messenger RNA, 2574 nt
Organism: Dermacentor silvarum
Lineage: Eukaryota; Metazoa; Arthropoda; Arachnida; Ixodida; Ixodidae
Product: carbonyl reductase family member 4
Exons: 4
Coding region: 1092-1817 (241 amino acids)
Biological process (GO): fatty acid biosynthetic process
Molecular function (GO): oxidoreductase activity, acting on the CH-OH group of donors, NAD or NADP as acceptor; quinone binding
Source: RefSeq, a predicted model, not a curated record